This is a messenger RNA of Triplophysa dalaica, 4225 nucleotides long. RefSeq lists its product as uncharacterized. The record is from RefSeq and is a predicted model, not a curated record. Lineage: Eukaryota; Metazoa; Chordata; Actinopteri; Cypriniformes; Nemacheilidae. Bases 1783 to 2499 code for a protein of 238 amino acids. The transcript is spliced from 6 exons.
UUAACAGAAAUAAGCUUUGCUAAUGUUAUCCAUUUGUGUUGAUUGUACUUAAUGAUUGGAACUUAGAGCAACUAAGUCUGUAGGUCAAAUAAAAACACUAAAAUAAAAUGAAUUGCUCAACAUUUUUUAUAUUAUACAUUUGUAACAUUUAUUAGACAUUAUAUCAUUUAACUUCAAUAAGAUGAUAUUGAGAAAAUAGAACUCAACAGAAAUGCAAAACAAUUAUUGUUACCGCCCACGACCUAACCAAAGGCAACACUUUUCUGAACAAGGGUAACCACCAAACUCAAAAAUAUAACUAACUCUUUAAAACUUUUAAGAUAAAUGAACAUUAAACACUAACAAGUGUUUCUUUUAACUGAAAAGUGCACAAUAUAAAACACUUAUUUAAGAAAAUAACUCUCAAAAUGCAGUGUACGCAAAGCAUGCUGGGAAAUAUAAGUCCUCUGCCCUAUUAUAACUAUUUUAUGUUAACACAACACAACUCCUUUAUGUUGUCCCAACAUGAAUGGAUUCAGUUAUAUGACUAAACAUAAAACAAUCAUGUUGUAACCAUAUUUUCCAAAAGUUGUGUUGAUUUAACUUAAGCAAGUUAAGUAAAUUGAACAGGCAGCAAAAACAUUUUUUUUGAGUGUACUCACUGAAGUGUCCUCGAGGAGAAGAAUGUGUGGGUCAAAGUAUGAACGUGUACCUCUACAAAUCAGGCUACCAUACCAAGGUAUUACAUGUUGUUAAUUAGAUAUUUAUUAUUACAGUUGGAAUAAUUAAAUACAAUUAAAUGAAUUGUUAUUAAGUAAAUACACCAACAUAUUUUUUUUAUUGCAGGUUCGUCAUGUUUGUGACGUUUCCGGCUGGUACUGUAUAUUAACAGAGGUCCUGUGCUGCGGACCAUGUACAAAAGCAGCCAGGGGUGGUGGUAGUUGCAAGGUGGGCAGGUGGUUGGCGUGGGAUUCUGCCAUUCUUUGUCAACUCAGUGAGGCUCACCAAGGCAUGUUUCCUGUUAUUCUGACAGACAAGCGUGGUGUGGACAAAAAUGUGGUGCGGCUUUUGAGGGACCGCACUGAAGGGAACACCAUGGUUAAAGUGUGGCGACAAAUUCAGGAGAAUCAUGUUGAGGAGUAUCUCCACAGGAAAGACCUUUACACCACACUCCUCAUGACUCUCCUGAAGCCUGGGGGAAUUGUGUCGGCCUUAGGACACACGUUUGAGGCUCCACCUCCUCAAAGAGAGCUUCCCUCUGCUCGCCUGCUUCGCCAUGCUUUCCUUCUGGCGGAGGCCAACAACGUACAGGACUACAGGAACCAGAUUCUCUCCACUUUUGGCAAUGUGCUAAAGAUGAACUACACUAAAAAGGUGGUGAAGAAGCUGUCUGGGGAGGGUAAAGGCACGGCGGAGUGGUUUAGCAGCAUAGGCAAUGAGCAUUCGCAGAUUGUCUCAUUUGUUCUUACCUGUGAAGAGUCCACUCAGUGUCUGAAGCCCAUGUGUCAGGGAGUAAUGGACCGCUUCCACCAGGCCAAUCAACCUGUGCCCAACAUCUUGUACAUUGACCGCGGUUGUUGUCGGGCACAAGGCCCAAGCGCUGUGGAGAGCUUAUUCCAGACGUGGGUGGAGAAUGGUAUGGUGGUGCGUUUGGACAUCUUCCACUGAAUACAUCGCUUUGAUGCAGCCAUUCGCACAGACAGCCACUCAAAGUACGCUGUGUUCAAGCUGUUGUUGGAGCUGCUCAUCAAAGCUGUUAGAGCGAAGGACCCGACCGUUUUUGACACCGUGGCUGAUGAAGACAUGGUGCGACUUUAUGUAUCCAGGGAACAGCUGAAGCACCAUGUUCGCAGAGUCACACUUGGGGCUCAGGAAACCUUCCGGCUCAUCCAGAUAGCCAUAGAUGAGCUCAAAGGUCCUGCUGGGGUAGACGAGGGUGGAGUCAGCCUCUUCAAAUCGGCAGAAGCAAUAGACGGUGUAUGGGAAGGCCAGCAACGACACCUAGAGUGCAUUCAGGAUCCUCCAGAGAUGAGCAUGUACAGAGUGGCUCAUAGCACCAACAUCAACAGGAUGGAAGUACCUUAUUUCAAAUGUCUCCGUGGAAGCAACAGCCUGGAAGGAUUCUACAAAACUCUGCCUCACAUGAUACCAGGUCCCCACUGUGCUGCACGUCCAUAUCAAGUUUACCUGAUUAGUGGAAUCGCUCGGUGGAACUCAGACCGCAGCUCUGAUGCUGUGUUUGGUAGUAAAGGCAGAAAACUCAGAUCCUACUCUGCGCCUCUGAUCGAGCGCCUUAACACCCUCUGCCAGCAGCUGUUUGGAGAAACCGUGGAGAAGAAUUUCCGUGCCCCUGCUGCUGUGACUUCAAAUGAGCUGCUUGGUUUGGAGUACCACUUUAGCCAAAGCACAGGUGAAUCUGUUGCCUUCUCCCUCAGUGACCUCUCAAAGGACGGGCCCAGUCCAGAGGAGGAAGUGGUUCAGCCUGACGAGCAUGACCCCAAUGAGGAGGACGAUGCCUAACAGAGCGAUCCUGAGGCCGACCAGGACAGGGUGACUACUGACCCGGCCCACAUAAACCUUACCACGGAGGAGACCACCACUGCUUACCCUCCAGCCUUUGAGGAUGCCUGUAGCCCCAACCCGCUGCCUGGAUUCCAGCAGCUGGAAAACUUCUGUUCUCUGCUUGUGGAGAUUGGCAAGACUGAGAAUAAGCUGAGCCUGAUGACAGAGCAAAGGAACAGGCUUGCGCCGCAUGGCACGCUGUAAGGGAACAUGACAAGCAACCACAGAAGUUUCAUCAGCUGUACAGAACACACUGGGGUAACACGUUGUAUUGCCGCACAGGGACGAUCUUGCUGAUGCUGCUGUGAUUCAGCGGGUCAAGAUGGCCAAACGCUACGCACCGGCUCAGCAGGACAUCAGCGCUCAGCAAAACCGACUAAUGUACACACUGAUCAAACUUCUUUGCCUGGGCUUACCUCAAAGAUCCAAAGCAAGCCCAGAAAAAACAUCCAUCCUGAAAGCCUAUGAGAGAAUUCAGCACUGCAUAUUGGUGGAGGAUUCAGUGUAAAGUGGGUAUUCCUCUAUCAAAAAUUAACAUCAAGACGGUGAGGGAUUUCAUCCGUCGUCAAGAGAGGCUCGUCAACCUACAGUCAACAAGAAUGCCAUCAGCCACAAUAUCAAAGACUGCGUCUGUCUCCUCAAAAGACUUACCUCCAGCACCACAUCAACCGUCGGUUCUCCCUCCACCUGUCUAUCAACAAAUUGUGUAUGAACACAUUCCCAGCAAGGCAGGGACCAAGGUCUUAAAAGAACAAUCAGACAUGGUAAUGACAGCUCAUAAAACCUUGUCCCGGGUAAUGCCAGCUAUGUCUACUGUCUUCAGACCUCCACCAAGUAUCACUUCAUCUACUGCUCCUACACAAGUGAUUCCGGCCACGUCGUUGGAAGCCCUCACACACAAAUGGAUUCACAAAGAAAGGCUUUUAAAAUCGACUCUGAUACAACGGCAAUGUGGCCGUCGCCUCAAGCCUAGAGUGCAGGUGUGAUCGAGCCGAAGGACGUCACGUCACGUAACGUACUGGACAGACAUAAGGUCAAAGAUCAGACGUAACACAAUGGAAGCAAUCUUUUGGUUUUGUUUGUACAGGUCGUAGUGUCAAAUGUUCAUAGACUAACGUUAUCAACACGUUACAUAUUUCAGUGGUGUACAUAUUUGUUUCUCUACAUAAUAGACGGGAUACAGCCACCUCCACCGGGCAAGCGCACUUCAAAACCGUAUAAUUUGCAUCACUCUAAAAACAGUUGAUUUAUAUUUUGUAUUAUUGUAAGGUUAUGUGUAGGAUUGGGGUAGGCGUAGGGGUUAGCUUAUGUAAUUUAUUGCAAUUAUAUGGCGAGAUGUUGCACCACUUCCGGACGUAGCUACAUCCCUUCGACGUAGAAAUGGCUAAACAACAUUACAAUUCGAACGGCGGGCACUUUGAGCGGCAGGAUCCACCGAUGCAAACCGGACCGGUGGCGGUUUCGAGGCUAGGAGGGGGUGUAAGGAAGACCCAUAAUUACACGUGUGAUUAUGUUCGCAAUAACGUCAGCAGUGUGACGACGAGACAAUAACGGAGCCGUUUUUGGGCUUGUAUUAUUAAGGAUAAGAUUAGGCACAAAUGUGUGCAUAUUGUGAAUGGUGACCGAGUCAAUUCACUUGUCUAAGAAAAUAAUGAAUUCAGUCAUUCACGGUAAACUGUGUGGC